Molecule: messenger RNA, 2937 nt
Organism: Frieseomelitta varia
Lineage: Eukaryota; Metazoa; Arthropoda; Insecta; Hymenoptera; Apidae
Gene: Tsf2
Product: melanotransferrin
Exons: 9
Coding region: 128-2599 (823 amino acids)
Biological process (GO): iron ion transport
Cellular component (GO): extracellular region; plasma membrane; recycling endosome
Source: RefSeq, a predicted model, not a curated record
AUGACAUUGCUAUAGUUUGCUAUAGUGAUGUGAAUGAAUAAUACACGUAGUAUAGUAAGUUUUAGAGUAUAAAGUAAUGGGUGUUGUCUUUCGUAGCAAUUAACGCUUAGACGAAAAAAGCAUUAAAAUGCUACCAAAAAACUGCAUAAAUUUAAUUAUAAUAUUCUGCAGUUUGUCCUGCCACUUUAUAUAUGGACAAAAUCUCACCAAUACUGUUAUAUGGUGUACAAUAUCUGAUGCUGAACAACAUAAGUGUAAUGCAUUUUCAAGAGCAGUCGAUCGCGAAAUAGCGUUUUUUGAAUAUACUUAUAUCUCUUUGCAAUGCAUACAAGCAUCUAAUAAAGAAGAAUGCAUGACUUUGCUGGAUCAGGAGAAAGCACAAAUAACCACUUUAGAUGCUGGUGAAAUUUUUGUAGCAGGACGUUAUCACAGUUUAAUCCCAUUUAUGCAGGAAAUAUACGAAAGUGGUGUGAAUUAUCAGUAUGCAGUAGCAGUAAUUAAAAAAGGAUCCUUGCCAGAUGUUCAAAAUUUACACGAUUUAAGGGGUAAAAAGGCUUGUUUCGCUGGCCUUGGAAUGCUUGCUGGUUGGGUUAUACCAAUCUAUACAUUUAUGAAAGAAGGUGGAUUAGAAGUUGUUGAUUGUAACAAUCAUGUUAAAUCUGCUAUCAAUUACUUUGGACCCAGUUGUGCCGUAAAUUCAUUGAUAGAUAAAUAUAAUCCAUUAGGUGAUAAUUCUGAUCAAUUAUGCAAAUUGUGUAUUGGAAAAAUAUCUGGAGAAAGAUGUACAACUGCAGAUCCUUAUGCAGGAUAUGAAGGAGCAUUUCGAUGUUUAGUAGAAGCAGGAGAAAUUGCUUUCUUAGUACACACAACAGUGGAUGAAAUGACAUCAACAACAUUUGAUUUCAAUUCUGUGAAGAAAGAGCAAUUUGAGUUGCUUUGUCGUGAUGGUACUCGUAAACCGAUUGAUGAAUAUAAAUUUUGUAAUUGGGGCAGUGUUCCAUCACGCGCUAUAGUCACCUCGUCUGCUACAAAAUUUGAGACACGUCGAUUAUAUCAGCGGUUUUUGGAAAAAGCAGUUAGAAUAUUAGGCAAACAUAAUGCGAGAAAUUCAACCGAAUUUUAUGACAAUCGUUUUGAAAACCGACCAGGUUUUAAUAGUAAUAAUAGGUUUAACAGAACGGAAUAUGUUAAUCCAAACGAAUAUAGCACAGAUAACUUUGAACAUCGUAACGGGAAUGAAAGAAGCCAUGAUGGAAAUGAAUUAUGGGAUAACACAGAAUCAACGAAUAUACAACCAAUAGAAACUUUCAAUUUAUUUGAGUCUGCACCUAAAUAUGGAAUGCAUCAUAAUUUAAUUUUUUCUGACGCAGCACGAGACUUCGCUCAAUUACCUGAGAAAGAUCAAAUAUAUACUGGUUAUUUGGGCAGAUCUCUUGAUCUAAUACUGGAAAUGCGUCGAUGUCCAGUUAGUAAAAUGACCUUAUGUAUUACAUCUGAUCCAGAAAUGGAAAAAUGUGUAAAAAUGAAGAUAGCAUUAAAGGCGCAGCUAUUGAAGCCAGAAUUAAAUUGCCAUAAAGGCCACAGUCAAAUUCAUUGCAUGCAGGCUAUACGAAGUGGAAUCGCCGAUGUAGCAGUAUUAGAUACAAGUGACGUAUAUACUGCUGGUUUACGCUUCGAUUUGAUUCCAUUUAUAUCUGAAGUUUAUAAUUUACCUACACCAGAAUAUUACGUGGUCGCAGUUGCGAAAGAGGAAGACGAUAACACAGAUCUGACUUAUCUUAAAAAUAAGUAUACUUGUCAUACAGGGAUCAAUACAGCCGCAGGUUGGGUGUAUCCGCUGGCAUAUCUUAUUUCGAAUACAUGGAUCAGGGGUUAUGGCUGUGAUUCAGUUCACGCUGCUGCAGAAUAUUUCAGUAAAUCUUGCGUUCCGGGCGCGCUUAGUACCGAAUACAAUACAGGAGUACCAUAUGACAAUAUGUGCGACCUGUGCCACGGUACCAGCUUCCGUUAUUGUCGUAGAGAUGCGUCUGAAGAUUACUAUGGAUAUACUGGUGCCUUUAGAUGUUUAGUCGAGGGGGGUGGAGACGUAGCUUUUGUAAAACACACAACGGUCGCAGAAAAUACCGAUGGAAAACGGCGAGAAACAUGGGCACGUAAUACUUUUACAAAAGAUUUUGAAUUACUUUGUCCAGACGGCACUCGUCGUCCAACAACCGAUUACAUACAUUGCAAUUUAGGAAAGGUGGCAUCAAAUGCAGUAGUUACACGUGGUGGAUAUUACGGAUAUAACGAGACACAAAUAAACGCUUAUAUAAAUUUAUUUAUUUAUGCCCAACAAUUUUAUGGAAGGAAGGAACAGGACGAAUUUAGUUUUAGCAUGUUUUACAGUCAACCGCCUUAUAGCGAUUUGAUUUUCCAAGAUGCUACACAGCAGUUGGUAGUAAUACCACCAGAAAAAAGAGAAUUUAGUGCGUAUUUAGGGCCAGAUUUCAUGAGAGCUAGAAGAAUUGUAGAUUGCAAUGCUGGCGCAUCAGCUAUAGAGCAUUCAAUAAUAGCCACGGUAGCUAUGAUUAUAUUUGCUUACAUAUUUAGUAGAUAAAAAGUAUUCUAAAUUUUUUCUCAACAAAUGAAUAUAUGUACAUUCGAUAGAGAGUUUACAAAAUAUAUUUAGGUAUAUUUCCUAGGUUUUAAAUUUUCGAGAUGUACGAGAUGUGUUCAGAAAUUAAUUAUAUUUUUUGUAUUUUAUAUACUGAUAUAUUGUUAAACGAGUGAAUGUGGUAAUGUAAUGCGUAGUUCUCGACUAAAGACUAUAAUAUAAUCCGUCCUUUUUCUCAAUACAUAUAAAAUGACAUAUUUAAUUGCGUAUAAUAUCGUACGUGUACCUUAUGCCGUCCAUUAAUACUUUUAUAUUGAAUAAAGCUGGUUUAUAAUAUUUCA